AUGGACAUUGCAGUAUCCAAUAUCGCCACCCUUGACAUCGCCGCUGAAAGUUUGGUCACGUGGUUGGAGCUCGUGGUCACGUGGACGGACAAGAGGUUGACAUGGAAUGCCGAUCAGUACACAGAUGUUUAUCCUGAUGGCAUGGUCGAGUGGUAUGUUGAUCUGGAAACAAGAACACCAUGUCCGGUUUCACUAGCGAGGUUUCCGUUUGAUAUACACACGUGUUCGGUCACUCUAACCACCGCCUAUCAUGGAGAAGUUGACGUCAACAUCAGUGACGUGACCUUCACCGACGAGAAAGCCAUCAAGACAGGUGAGUGGAUGUUGACAACAUCCUCCGCCAAGAGAGUAACCCUUGGCGAACACAGACCCAAGAGUGGAGUGACUGUAUCGAUGACCCUGCGACGUCAUGGAGGUUACUAUAUCUUCAGUCUGAUACUGCCCCUGUUUAUUAUUGCUGGCGCCAAUCCUUGUGUGAUCCUGGUCAAGUCCAAUAGCGGGGAGAAGACGUCAACCGCUGUCACCCUCUUCCUGUCCUUUACGAUCUUCAUCACCACUCCUACCACAGUGGUCCCAGGGCAUUCCCGUCUUCACAGUCAUCGUCUACAUGCAGUUCCUGUUCAGUUCAGGGAUCGUGGCGUACUGCAUUGUUUCACAACGGCUAAGUCAGAGAGACAAGCACAACAGACUGACGCGGAUCCUGGCACAUGUCCUCCUGAAGACAGGAAGGAAGAAUGUUGUACAGCCAGCCACUACGACAGACGCUGA
Messenger RNA from Haliotis rubra (blacklip abalone), 768 nucleotides. Its product is annotated as neuronal acetylcholine receptor subunit alpha-10-like. The record is from RefSeq and is a predicted model, not a curated record. Gene Ontology annotation, biological process: nervous system process; monoatomic ion transmembrane transport; chemical synaptic transmission. The coding region runs from base 1 to 768 and encodes 255 amino acids. Gene Ontology annotation, cellular component: neuron projection; membrane; synapse. The transcript has 2 exons. Lineage: Eukaryota; Metazoa; Mollusca; Gastropoda; Lepetellida; Haliotidae. Gene Ontology annotation, molecular function: transmembrane signaling receptor activity; neurotransmitter receptor activity; extracellular ligand-gated monoatomic ion channel activity.